UGUCUUUAAAAGUUUGGUCUUGGUUGGUUUAUGAUGAUAAUUUCAACUAACGUCAACUUCUUUGUUUUAUUACUUUCCAUUACUCCACCAUGUUAUUAUCAUUAUUAGAACUUUGUUCUCCUUCUAAGCUGUGUUGGGAGUUUAAGGUCUGAGAAAUAUAAAGUUACUGAGAGAAAUAAAGGUAAGCCUGUGAAAGAGGCAACAUUAACAUUCAGGAAUGUAAAAUUUUGGUUUGUUUCAGGUGUUAAUUCUAACCAUGAAGAAAUGUAUCCCAAAUGUACUCUUCUCAAUUUGUCUCAUGAUGGUGUUUGCCGGAUACUGCCUCUGUGGCUGGCUGGUUCUAGGGCCAUACCACUUAAAGUUCCGCUCCUUUUCAUCCACAAUGGAGUGCCUGUACUCCCUCAUCAACGGAGACGACAUGUUUGCCACCUUCUCUUCCACCUCGGGCAAGGAUCCUGUGGUGUGGUGGUUCUCCCGUGUCUACCUCUACUCCUUUAUCUCCCUCUUCAUUUAUGUGAUACUGAGCCUCUUCAUCGCCAUCAUCAUGGAUGCCUAUGAGACGAUCAAGCACUACUAUGAUGUAGGUUUUCCACUCAAUGACCUGAUGAAAUUUGUCCAAGAGUGCACUGAAGAACCUUCAAGUGGAGUUUUCCAGGAUGAGGGUGAACAUACUAUCCAUGAUGUUAUAAACUCCAUCUGUUGCUGUGGCUAUGAGUGAGUAUUAUGGUUUGUUGUAGCUGUUACUUGUGUAUAAUUUUUACAUAAUGCCAAACUAGGGUGAAUAUCACAAUGACCCACUCUUAAAACUGAAUUUAGAGAGAGGGCAACACUGUAUGUACUUGUUCCCAUGUCUGAAGUAAACAAAAAGGUAGUAUACGUCUCCUUUGCUUCUCUCAAAAGUUGUGAGGUAGAAUAUCGUAGAUAAUUUGUUAGAGAAAAGACUGUGCCUAUUUCCACUUGUUUAGUUAGAUUCAUUGGACUGCAUUUGGCUGAUGUGCAAAGGGGCAGGAAGGCACCAUCUUCAUUCAGCACCUUAUUUUCUGCAUUUGUUGGUGGGAAGGUCAAGCAUCAAGAAACAUACAAACACGUGUUUCGAACUACGUGUUUCUCUGCUUCUUGAUGCUGGA
Molecule: messenger RNA, 1127 nt
Organism: Eriocheir sinensis (Chinese mitten crab)
Lineage: Eukaryota; Metazoa; Arthropoda; Malacostraca; Decapoda; Varunidae
Product: mucolipin-3-like
Cellular component (GO): plasma membrane; lysosomal membrane
Molecular function (GO): NAADP-sensitive calcium-release channel activity
Source: RefSeq, a predicted model, not a curated record